AUGACGUCGGCUUUCACUAGCCCCCGGAUCCGGAUCCGAACGGUUCAACGCGGUAGGAUCAAACUACCGAAGUACCUACCCCAAAGUCUGACACCAAAUCUCCAAGUCCCAGACACAUCCGCACCAUUCGUUUUGCCCGAUUGUAUAGAGGUGCACCUUCUUCUGUUUCCCCCAACUAUGCAGCUGUGGUCUCACAAGGCGAAACAAGACGCCCUGAACCAAUCAGACGAAGAGCGGCGUCAGCAGCCCUCGUUGCGCGAGAUGCUCGACAACAAGCCCCGAGCAACAGAAGGCGAUCACAAGGACUCAUCCGGCCCGAUACCGAUCAUUCUAUGCGGUAAGACAGAGGCGAUUGGUCGCGGCGUCAUCGAGGGCCUGAAGCCGGAAUAUGAAGAGAGUCCUGAAGAAUUGAGGCUCACAAUCCCCCAAAUAGUAAUCCACUUCAUCACCACCCCCGCCUCAGGAGCCCUCAUCAUCCCAGCCCUCCUGACGUCUUCUCCACCGCCGCAGCACCCAGACACCAGCGCAAUCGGCAGCGGACACUACGCCUCCCCGCCCCGCGCCAUCGUCCUGGGCGGCGCAUUCGAUGAGGAGGCCGUAAAAUCCCUUCAGAACGCCGUCGUCGAACAAGGGGUUGCGGCCGCGUCGAGAAAGGUUCCGUGGCUGAGGCACGACGGGAGUAAAGCCGCGCCGCCUCCCGGGCCAGAGUACGGCAAGGCCAUGGUCGCGAGGGUGAGGGAGAAGUUGGGGCUGUUGGAGGGGGAGGGAAAGUUGGAUGGUGGGUAUGGGGGUGACGAGUGGUAUUAA
Messenger RNA from Colletotrichum lupini, 807 nucleotides. RefSeq lists its product as uncharacterized. Lineage: Eukaryota; Fungi; Ascomycota; Sordariomycetes; Glomerellales; Glomerellaceae. The record is from RefSeq and is a predicted model, not a curated record. Bases 1 to 807 code for a protein of 268 amino acids. The transcript has 3 exons.